Molecule: messenger RNA, 3494 nt
Organism: Leucoraja erinaceus (little skate)
Lineage: Eukaryota; Metazoa; Chordata; Chondrichthyes; Rajiformes; Rajidae
Gene: sgsm3
Product: small G protein signaling modulator 3
Exons: 25
Coding region: 393-2639 (748 amino acids)
Molecular function (GO): protein binding
Source: RefSeq, a predicted model, not a curated record
GACCCGGACUUCCUGUGACCCGGGCCUCAGUGGUUCCGGGUGAGGCGGCGACGUGUCGCUGGAGCGGAGCGGCGACGGAUCCACGCCAAAUGCCAUUUGGACAGCAGUAAAGUUGCUGCUUGACAGUGCCAGAGACCCGGGUUCGAACCUGACUACAGGUGGCGUCUGUACGGAGUAUAUACGUUCUCCACAUGACCGUGUGGGUGUUCCUCGGGUGCUCCGGUUUCCUCCCACCAAAGACAUUCAGACUCUAGUUGUGUGAUGGUGAUCUACAAGAAUAACCCCAGCAACAGCCCAUGGUCUGACAUCCAUCCUUUCAGUGCAUUGAACAGCUGAGUCAAAGACUACACACCAGGGACUUCUAAACUGGGGACAGUCCUGCAGUUGCCAAAAUGACUUCAGGCAGUGCUGUCCCUCCUGGCAAUGGCCCCUUCACAGCAUUGACUCCUAGCAUGUGGCCGCAGGACAUAGUGACCAAGGAGGAAUCUGUACCACACCCAGAGUUCCAGUACGACGAGUUUGGAUUUCGCAUCGACAAGGAAGAUGGAGGUGAAACAAAUCACAGGAGGGUCCUCGGGAUCACGGAAGACCCGCAGCAGAGACUGCGAUGGCAGGCGCACCUCGAGUUCACGCACAAUCACGACGUUGGCGAUUUGACCUGGGAUAAAAUCGACGUGGUGUUGCCGCGCUCCCAGAAACUGCGAUCCUUGGUGCUCGCCGGAAUCCCACACACCUUGCGGCCCCAGAUGUGGAUGCGGUUGUCAGGAGCUCUACAGAAGAAACGAAAUACUGAAACCUCGUACCGUGACAUCGUCAAAAACAGCUCCAAUGAUGGAGGCCUUGCAGCGAAACAGAUCGAGAAAGACCUGCUCCGCACCAUGCCAAGUAACACCUGCUUCUCCAAUAUGGAUAGCAUCGGCGUGCCAAGAUUACGGAGAAUCCUGCGUGGGCUGGCGUGGCUCUACCCAGAGAUUGGAUACUGCCAGGGAACUGGAAUGGUGGCAGCUUGUUUGCUGCUGUUUCUCGAGGAGGAGGAUGCUUUCUGGAUGAUGUGUGCCAUCAUUGAGGACCUGGUUCCUGCUUCGUACUUCAGCACCACACUACUGGGCGUGCAGACUGACCAACGUGUUCUCCGCCAUCUGAUCGUACAGUACCUCCCCCGACUCGACAAACUCCUCCAGGAACACGACAUCGAACUGUCCUUGAUCACCCUGCACUGGUUCCUGACAGCGUUUGCCAGCGUGAUACAUAUCAACAUCCUCCUCCGAGUAUGGGACUUGUUCUUCUGCGAGGGUUCUGUGCUGCUCUUCCAGAUCACCCUGGGAAUGCUGAAGCUGAAGGAGGAGGAGCUCAUCCAGUCGGAAAACUCGGCGUCGAUCUUCAACACGUUGUCAGACAUUCCAUCACAGAUUGAAGAUGCCGACUCGCUGAUCAAGGAGUCGAUGACGAUAGCUGGCUCGUUGGCCGACACGAUGAUUGAAGCGCAGAGGAGCAAGCAUCUAGCUUACUUGAUAGCGGAACAAGGCCAGCUAAACUCCCAGUCUCCACUGCCCAGCUUCUCAAAGAUUGUUCGACGACAGUCCCAUCGCAGGAAGUCUGGCCUGGGAGCCCUACUUUUUGGGGACAAUGACGAUGCUGAGGCCCUGAAGGCAAAGAACAUCAAGCAGACGGAGCUGGUGGCCGAGCUGCGAGAAGCCAUCCUGCAGGUUGCCCGUCACUUCCAGUGCCUCGACCCCAGAAACUGUAGCAUCGAACUGACGCCAGAUUACUCCAUGGAGAGCCAUCAGAAGGACCAUGAGAACUAUGUCGCAGUGUCGCGGAACGGCAGACGCCGGGCCAAAGCGCUCCUGGACUUCGAGCGCCACGAUGACGAUGAGCUGGGGUUCCGAAAGAACGACAUCAUCACGAUCAUCUCUCAGAAGGAUGAGCAUUGCUGGGUGGGGGAGCUGAAUGGUCUACGAGGCUGGUUUCCUGCAAAGUUUGUGGAGAUCCUGGAUGAACGGAGUAAAGAGUACUCGAUGGCUGGAGAUGAUUCGGUAUCGGAAGCCAUAACAGACUUGGUGCGGGGCUCGCUCUGUCCGGCUCUCAAGGCGAUAUUUGAGCAGGGUCUGAAGAAACCAUCCAUCCUUGGUGGGCCCUGUCAUCCCUGGCUGUUCAUCGAAGAGGCUGCCGGGAAGGAGGUGGAGAGAGACUUUGACUCGGUGUAUUCCCGGCUGGUGCUGUGUAAGACAUACAGGUUGGAUGAAGAUGGAAAGGUGCUGACCCCUGAGGAACUUCUGUACAGAGCUGUCCAGUCGGUGAACAUGAGUCACGACUCUGCACACGCCCAGAUGGAUGUGAAGUUCCGAUCGCUGAUCUGUGUGGGACUGAAUGAGCAGGUGCUGCCCCUCUGGCUGGAGGUCCUCUGUUCCAGCAUGCAGACUGUCGAAAAGUGGUACCAGCCCUGGUCUUUCCUACGCAGUCCAGGCUGGGUCCAGAUCAAAUGUGAACUGAGGGUGCUGUCCAGGUUCGCAUUCAGUCUCUCACAGGACUGGGAGCUGCCCGUCAAGAAGGAGGAGAAGGAGAAGAAGCCGCUGAAAGAUGGCGUCCAGGACAUGUUGGUGAAGCACCAUCUCUUCAGCUGGGACAUCGAUGGUUAACCUGACCGCACGCCUCCCAAUACAUCACUCCCACACCAUGCCUACACUAGGGAGGGCCACUGCCAGUGUGUGUGUGUGUACAGGGCAAACCCCCAGCCUCGUACACACACACACACACGCACACGCACACAUCUCAAGGGGAAGCAGACAGUGGCCUGAGCAAGGAACAUCGCAUCAUUGUGAUCCUUACAACACUAACUCUUGGGAACUAAUGUUCUAUUCUUCACCUUGCUGUCUGCAAAAUAGGUUUGGUUGCACGCCAACCUUACCUGAUUCUCAUUGGUGGCAAAUGGUUACUGAGUCGAUAGACCUGCACUGUAAUCCUUCCCCGUUGCCACUGGCAACGUCCGAUCCGAGCCCGGACCCCUGCUAACGUCAAGAGACUGACUCAAACUGCGGAUGCUGGUUUUACGUCGAAGAUACACGCAAAACGCUGGAGUAACUCAGCGGGUCGGGUGACGUGUCGGGUCUAAAGAAGGAUCCUGAUCCGAGAUGGCACCUAUCCAUGUUCUCCAGAGAUGCUGCCUGACCCACUGAGUUACCCCAGCACUCUGUGUCUUUUAUCACUCCCUUACUCUGUUUAGUUCCAACUAAUAGUAGCCUUCCAGAGCACCCGAGAUGCGAUCAGUGGUGUGAGCAUGUUUGGGCACAAGGGUAGUUUUAACAAUGGGGCUGACGAGAGACACAGUUUUAAGCCAAAAUAUGGCACAAAAGUGCUGGAGUAUCUCAGCGGGUCAGGCAGCAUCUGUGGAGAACAUGGAUAGGUGACGUUUCACAGAGUGCUGGAGUAACUCAGCAGGUCAGGCAGCAUCUGUGGAGAACAUGGAUAGGUGACGUUUCACAGAGUGCUGGAGU